CGAACCGUCCCAUCAUACCUCGCGUGUUCAACGGCUCUCCACUGUACGGUCGCUCAUUGAAACGCCGUACACCGGGCCUGUUUGGGGUCGAUUUGGUGAAUAAUUUGGAGCCAAACACUAAUUAUCAGCAACACACACUUCUCCGUCCUGUGUCUCUGCGGACCGCGGUGGUCGGACGUGCUUUCCGUGGCUUGCUGGCUGGCUGGCGGUCGGAACUGAGCGGUCGGUUGGGGCGGCAGGCAGCGCGGAGCUCGUCCCGAAGUGAUGGAGCUUGAGUCGGCCAGUAGAAGCGGGGAACUCGCGGCGAUGGGCGACUCGCUCCAGCCGCAGACUCCGAGCAGGCACGAAAAGAGCCUGGGAUUGCUCACGACCAAAUUCGUGACUUUACUACAAGAAGCGAAGGACGGAGUGCUGGAUCUCAAGGCUGCAGCAGACACCCUGGCAGUGCGACAGAAGCGGCGGAUCUACGACAUCACUAAUGUGCUGGAGGGAAUCGGACUCAUAGAGAAAAAGUCCAAAAACAGUAUUCAAUGGAAGGGUGUUGGCCCGGGCUGCAACACCAGGGAGAUCGCUGAUAAGCUGAUUGAUCUGAAGGCAGAGCUGGACGACUUGGCUGUCAGGGAACAUGAGCUGGACCAGCAGAGAGUCUGGGUCCAGCAGAGCAUCAAGAAUGUCACAGAUGACUCCAACAACAGCCCUAUGGCUUAUGUAAAACACGAAGACCUCUGUGGAGCUUUCAAAGGUGACACUCUGCUAGCGAUCCGCGCGCCAACCGGCACACAACUAGAGGUGCCCAUACCAGAAUCUGUCCUCAACGGACAGAGGAAAUACCAGAUCCGUCUGAAGAGUUCAUCUGGUCCCAUCGAGGUUCUGCUGGUCAAUAAGGACCCGUCCAGUUCGUCUCCCGUUGUCCUGCCAGUUCCUCCUCCAGAGGAUGUCCUCCAGAACCUCCCAGCACCGACAGCUACCUCCCAGCCGCCCGCUGCCGCCGCCUCCCAGGCCACCAAAGCAGCUUCAGCCGCUUCCACAAAACCUGGUCCUGCUACUACAGCAGCCACUGGAGAGGCCAACCAGACAGCCUCAACGACAGUGGAGACGAGCAGCACGACGCUCAGCCCGACAACAGACACACCUGCCACGACGCCGCUGGUCACCCAGCAGCUGCAGUCCUCGGCCUCGCUGGAUGGAUCUGCCUCCUCCGCUGCCUCUGCAGUGUUUGAACCAAUUAAGUCCGACCCCUCUGAGUUGCUGGACUUUCCCAAAGAGCUUUCUGAAAUGUUUGACCCAACAAAAGAGAUCAUGAGUGGAGACCUGCUGGAGGACUUGAUGUCGUCAGAAGUGUUCUCACCUCUCCUCCGCCUCUCCCCUCCGCCCGGCGACCACGACUACAUUUACAACCUGGACGAGACGGAAGGCCUGUGCGACCUCUUUGACGUCCCCAUCCUCAACCUCUGACCCCCUCAGACUGACCUCAGAGUCGGGGACGGUUGCGCCGAACUUGCUAAUCAAACGACUGUCAAUUUUGCCGGUUUCCCCUCGUUUCACACCGGCGACGGAGGUGAAGCCGAAAACCUUGAUGAGCGUUCACGGACUCUUCUGGCCUGCGUGGCUCUGCAGCGUGUCGCACUGCCCCGUGAAGGGAAACACAGCCGAGAACAAACCCGUUUUAACCCACUGCUUUUUCCAAGGAAACAACACAAGAGACAUAACAGGCAAAUGAGCAAGUCUAUUUUUGGAUUCUUGUGUAUGAUAAAGCGCCAUGUUUUUCUUGUCUGUCUGCUCCCCUGUGCGUGUGUGAGUGAGCGUGUGUUAGGCAUUCUUUGUGUGGGUGUCUGUGUUUUGUUUCGUUUUUAAAUUUGUAUUUUUGUUUUUUGCAACCCUCUCCUUUCCUCCCUCCCUCCCUCCCUCCCUCCCUCCUCUACCACAUCACUGGUUAAACUUUUAGUCAAAAGUCGAUAGGAAAAAUGAAAACGCUUUUCAUAUCAGGUCAAGAUUCAGAGCAGAAAUGAACAGCACACACACACACACACACACCAUCUUUUUCAUCCUGGCAGCUGGUCACAUCAAACAUCUCUCAUCUGUCAGCUCGUCCAAACUCAGCUGGUUAAAUAUGCACUGUCCUCAUGUACAUAGAGAGUAUAUAUUUUGUAUUACCAGCAUAGAAGACAAUUGUGUACAAAUGAACUACAUUUGUAAUACAGAUGGAGCAAUAGGUAACAAACAAUAGGAACCAGACUCAGAGCAAAAGAUGGAAGUGUUUUUGAAAGUGUGUGUAUGAAGUGCUUUUAUUAUUAUUAUUUUGUAACUUAAUGGGAAUCUGGGUUCAUCAAACCUCUCAGAGCUGGAGUGCUGCAGGACAAAGUGUCUCAGACUUUAAAUAUGAGGAGCAAAGGACCAAACGUUUUUGGAUCACCACAGGCUUUUCAAGGGUUGUCGUCAUGGUGCUUUCUGUUUUUCUGAUCAAACUAAAAAAUUAGCAAAAAGCCAAAAAAUUUACCGCCCUGAAGGCCCAAUCUGAACAUCUGUGUUUAAAAAAAAAAAAAAAAAAAAAAUGCUGCUUCUGCAUCAGCACUUCUGCUCCAAGAGGCUUGGUGUUUUUUUUUUUUUUUGGAAAGCGAAGAGAAGAGAUCGCCUUCCUUUCACUUUCACUUUGCCCUCUGGAGUCGUUUGCCUUGUUGCAUUUUAUUCGUUGUAAUCCUUAGUCAUCUUUCUUUCAUCGGCGAUACAUUUUUCUUCACUUCAAAGAAAUCGGUAUAUUAUGUGAUUAUCUUCCCACUGUCUUUUUUUUCCCCCUCCUAAACAAACUCUGUGGCACUCAUGAUUCAUCUUUUCAGCUAUCAAGCAUGUACAUUAACACCUUUUUCUAAUUAUUAUUAUUCAAUGAAUUUGUACACGCAUAUAUACAGAAAAUGUAUUUGUCAUGUUUUAAUUGAUGCAGUGAGUAUAGUCACCAAGUCAAGAAGUAUGCUAGGGUUUUUUUUUUUUUUUUAAAUGCUGCUCGCCUUGUAUAUUUGGCAUUGAUCCCUAUUCCUAUAGUUAUUAAUUAUGUUCAAUGAAAACACUGCCUACCUAUUCUCUCUCUGCAGCUGACAGAUGAGUAUUAAUUAAUUCAUGAUGUCCUGCUGUCUGUCACAGUACCAGUCAACUUUCUUUUCCUCUCUGUUGUCAACUUUAACUUUCUGUUCUGCAAAAAAACAAACAAAGAAAUCAGAUUUUGUGUCAAAAUGUCCCUGUUUUCCCAGCCUCUCCCCUGGAUGAUGUGGUGGAUGUAAUGUAUGUAAUGUAUGUACUGUGUAUAUUCCCACACUAUUGCUUGUAUAGAAUAGCAUUUAUUUUUUAUACCUGCUAGAUAUAUUAUUAUUGCUACUACUAAUUUGGGGCUAUAUAAGGAAUUUAUCCAGAAAACCUUUGGCUUUAUGGAAGCAUCCCUUUUCUCAUCGUUGCACUUUACAUCACCCCGGACUGAUUGGUUGGUACUUGAUCGACUUAUUGAUUGAUUAGUGUCCGUCCAUGUUGUUUUGGGGGGGUGUUGUCAGUACAGCAGCAACCUUACCUGGGUUGAGUGCACCUCACCUGUGUGCACGGUGUGUGUGCACGUGUGUGUGUGUGUGUGUGUGUGCGCACGCGCGCGCACGCCACCAGACUCAACUCAAACCUACACCGACCGGUUUCAUCAGGCUCACUAUUGCUAAGCUGUAGUCGCAUCUUCAGAAACAAAAUAAACACUUUUGUAUUCUU
Messenger RNA from Myripristis murdjan (pinecone soldierfish), 3738 nucleotides. It is a transcript of the gene e2f4, whose product is annotated as E2F transcription factor 4. Gene Ontology annotation, cellular component: RNA polymerase II transcription regulator complex. The record is from RefSeq and is a predicted model, not a curated record. Gene Ontology annotation, molecular function: RNA polymerase II cis-regulatory region sequence-specific DNA binding; DNA-binding transcription factor activity, RNA polymerase II-specific; protein dimerization activity. Gene Ontology annotation, biological process: regulation of transcription by RNA polymerase II. Lineage: Eukaryota; Metazoa; Chordata; Actinopteri; Holocentriformes; Holocentridae. The transcript has 11 exons. Bases 265 to 1455 code for a protein of 396 amino acids.